AUGGAGACAUCAAGAGGUCCGAUUGGGGGUCUGGCACUGAACAUCAAGUUUUGGAACCCAUUCUCAUCCAAGAAUGAAGAGAAGAAAGGGAAGAUGCAGUAUUAUGUUGUCAGAAAAACGAAAAAGUCGGAACGUGGCCCAGCUGUCAUCCAACAGCAGCCACCAAUUCCACCACCUCCUAGAACGCAUUUCGUACCGCUGGUUCGAGGAGAACAUCCAGUCGUCAUACCAAUGGAGCCUCCCGAACGCCAUCCCACUCACCAUCCCCUUGGGCGUGGGCGGAGAGGAAGAAGCCCUACCCCUGCUGUUAUCCAUCAAUCUAGCGAAGAGGACGAAGACGAGUCACUCUCCCCACUGGAAGCGAAUCGUGAACACGGUCGACGCACCCGAUCUCUAUCACCUAAUCACAGAUAUCAUGUCGAGAAAGAGAGAAUCAGACAGAGAGAGCUUAGACAACGAGAGUAUCAAGAAAGAAUCGAACGGGAAGAACGCGAAGCUCGGGAGCGAGCCAGCAUUCUUGAACGUGUGCACCGACAACGCGCGAUGGAGGAGCGACAGGAGCAAAUCAGGCAGCAACGUCGGGAAGACCGACAGCGUCUCGCAAAUGAACGGGAAGCAAGACGUCAGCAGCAAUUAGAAGAGCAAGCAAGAGUACUACGGGAGCAAGAAGACCUUGAGCGUCUCAGAGCGCUUGCGCGAGCCAGAAUACUACAGGAGCAGGAAGACCUUGAGCGCCUCAGAGAAGCUGAACGAGCGCGGCAGCUUCGUGAAGAACGAGCACGGAGGCAUCAAGAGGAAUGGCGGCUCCGUGAUGAACAAGCCAGACGCCAACAUGAGGAACGACAGCGUUACGCCCGAGCACACCAGGCCAAUAUUCCCCGCCGUCCGCGCCAUCCUGUCUUUGUUCACCCAAAUGAAGACCGUUUAGAUAGGGGCGAUCGUUUCAUUCAGGAUGCUAUCAGGGCGGAGAAUCUAAGGCAGUUCGAGAGGAGAGCUGGAUGGGCUCGUGGACGGUAUGAUGAUGGUGCGUUGAGAAGACGCAAUACGAUUGAUGGUGGUCAACGAUGGUACGACGGACAGUGGAGGCGUGAGCGGCGUUAG
Molecule: messenger RNA, 1101 nt
Organism: Letharia columbiana
Lineage: Eukaryota; Fungi; Ascomycota; Lecanoromycetes; Lecanorales; Parmeliaceae
Exons: 1
Coding region: 1-1101 (366 amino acids)
Source: RefSeq, a predicted model, not a curated record